Molecule: messenger RNA, 6480 nt
Organism: Trichomonas vaginalis G3
Lineage: Eukaryota; Parabasalia; Trichomonadida; Trichomonadidae
Exons: 1
Coding region: 1-6480 (2159 amino acids)
Source: RefSeq, a predicted model, not a curated record
AUGAACGAGUCUAAAGGGAAAUCCCCUUUGACUUCGCGUUCUAACCUAACAAAAAUAAGAGGGCUACAAGAUGUUGAAUCAAUUCCAAAGAAAACUAAUAAACAAGACUCGUUAUUACCUAAUGGAUGGUUUUAUGAUGAAACAAAACAAGAAGACUUUUGGAAAGACAUGGAAAAUGAAAGAAAUCCAAUCAAUAUGGAAUCACUAGAACUACAAAAUAAGAAAACCGAGAAUAUCAACAAUAUAGGCGAUAGUUCUAAGAAAAUUAAUUCGAUACUCAAGUCAUUUGAUAACAUUGAUGAAGACGUGUUAGUUCAAAUGCUAGAAAUAUCACCCGAAAUGAAUCAGAAUGGCGAUGUAAACACAGAUGCAAUUCUUGAUUCAACAAAAACUCAAGUUAUUCAAUAUUGUCAAGAUAUGUUAGAUGUAAAAAAGAGUCAAGAUACAUUAUUCGGUUCUCUUAAGAAAUGGUUUCAAGUUCUUGAAAAAAACGAAUUAUUUUACAAAAAAGAAUAUGAAAACACACAAGAUGAACCAGAUAUUCAAGAAGUAUUUAUGCAAUUCGACCAAAUAAUGUCAGAAUUAUCCACAAAUUCAGAAAAAAUUACGUAUAUUCAUCAUGAUAUUACAGAUACAUGGCAAAAACAAGCAGUUGCUCUGAAGAAAGAAGUAAUACAGAAAGAUAUACAGAUCCAUCAAUUAACAGAAUCAAUUGAACAGUUAAAUCAAUUAAAUAAGCGAAAUGCAAAGAACAAAAAGCUCCAAAACGAGAAACUCAAAGAGAACGAAAUCAAACAGUCAAUGCUAGAUAACUACAUCAAACAAGUUGAAGAACAAAAAAAUCAAAUUACAAAAUUAAAACAACAGCUGUUGAAUCUGGAAGCAUCACGUGCAGCAAAUAGUGUUAAUUUCAAUUCAACACCAAGUUCUUUUGAUCCAAACCAAACAAAUGUCGAUCAAAUUAAAUUAGAAUGCGAAGCUAAAGUAACAAUGCUUAAACAGAGAAUACAACAACUAGAAGAGGAAUCACAGACAUUCAACAACAAAAUACAAGCAGAAAGACAAAUCCAAAAAACAAUUGAAAAAGAAUCAAAUUUAAAAACGAAGAAAAUCGAAGAAAUGGAACAAGCAUUGCAUAAAUACAUCGAACUUCUACAACUAGAGAAAGAGAACAACAUGAAUAACCAAAAGAUACAGCCGAAAGAAGAGAAGAAUGAUGUAAAUGUUGAUGAUUUAUAUUUGCAAAUUGCUCAGUUGAAAGAAGGAAAUAAAGAGAUAGAAAACAAGUACCAAAUCGAGAUGAACAACAUUAAAGAAAUAGAAAGACAGAAAGCAGCACAUGAAAGACAAGUCCUUAUAGCAGCAAUGAACUCUAAAGGAACAGAAAAGAAUGAAAUAAUUCAAGAAAUUGUGAAAAAUUAUGACAAAAAAUUUGAAACACAAAAACAAGAGUUCGACAAAAUCAACACAGAUAUUUCGAAGAAUUUAGGAAAUAGAAUUUCUUUGUUAACAAAACAAUACGAACAAAGAAUCAAAGACUUAAAUGAAGAACACACAAAUGAAAUGAUAACUUUACAAAAUACUUUAAAUUACAACAUCAGAAAAGCAAAAAUAGAAAUAAAUGAAGAGUUCAACAACAAGUUACAAGAUUUUAUAAGAAGAAGUAAUGAACAAGAAGGCCAGUAUAAGAAGACAAUACAAAAUCUACAAGAUAAUAAUCUAAAUCUUAAAAAUCAAAUCAAAAAUUUGUCAGAAUUUAUUGAAAAAGUGACAGGAGAACAACCAAAGAUUAGUUUAACAGAAGAACUACAUGUUACGAAAUCAUUGGACUUAACAAGUGAUUUAGAAUCGAAAUACAUGGAAGAAUAUCUACAAAAAAUCAAAAAUGAAAAAGAAAUUUUGCAAGAAAACUAUGAAUGGCAAAUCAAACAAAAUAAAUUAUAUUAUGAAGAUUUACUUAAAAAAGAACUUCAGAAAAACGCUGCAGAACAGAAAGCUCUUCUUAAAAAUGUCAUUGAUUCUCUGUCUACUGUUAAAAUGGAAGGAGAAAACCAAUUAACAAUUUCAAAAGCAAUUGAUGAUGCUUCGAAUGGAUUAGUUAAAUUAAAUGAAACAGAAAUGACUAAAGUUGACACAAAAGAAAUGAUUCCUGUCGAAGAAUCCAAUAAAAGAAUUAAAAUCUUCACAGACAGAAUUUCUCAAUUGACUUUGCAGUUGAAUGACAAAAAUGAUUAUUCAAAGGAAAUCGAGAGAUUAAAUAAAAAAGUUGCGUUUUUGGAAAAUCUCAAAAAAGGUAACAAAAAUCAAGAUGAAUUUCUGCAAAAAAUGAAUGAAAUGGAACAGAGUCUAAGAGAAGAACUCAGAGAGAAAGAUGAAUUGAUCAAAGAAAUGCAAAGAAGUGAGGAAUUAAGAGGUUUGUUUUACGGAGACAUGUUUGACACAGAAAUCUUUUCUCAUUCCCCAGUAGAUGAAUACAUUACAUUGACAAAGAAUGAAACAAUAACAAGGAGUCAGCCAGAGAUAAUAUUGAAACAGGAAACUGAUAGUUCUCCUCUAGUUAAAACGAAAUCAAAUGAAGUUUUAAUCAAAGAAGAAGUCAUUGAAAAGAAAUUUGUUCCUGCAAAAAUAAAAGUUGUCAAAGAUGAUGAGACUAAAAAGGAAAUAAGAACAAUCGCUGUUGUAAAGAACCAAGAAAAAGAAGUUGUCAAAGAAAUUGAUGACAAAACACCAAUCAAACCAUCAGAUCUAAUUGAUACAAAAGUAACAGUAAAAGUCAAAAAAGAAAGACCAAAAUUGGAAAUUUCUGAUGUUUUGUUUAGUUUACAUAAACCAAGAAGAUAUGAAUUGUUUAUUGCUCCAGGAAGUAGAAUGGUUCGUCCUAAGAUAACAUACAGUGAGUUGUUUGGUUUGAUACCUGGAAAGAAGCCUCCAUUAAUGGUAUUAAGUGAUGAUUGGUCUAAAACUGUUUUGGAUAAUCUCCAAACAACUCUCAAAAACAUUUUGUUGGCUCAGAAAGGUGUUGCUGAUGAUGAUAAAGCCAAAGAAGACUUUUUGGGAACAAUGAAAGUAGCUUUGAUUGAUUCAAAUGAUAGAAUCAUCGUCAAUGAUAAAGAUUUUGUUACACGGAUCGAUAAAAGAAUUGAAGAAAUGAAUAAAGAACAAAGUGAAGCAAAACAAAAAACAGAUAGUUUAUCAAGUGAAGCAAUCAAACCAACAAAUGAAGUUCCAUUUAUGGAAGACAACAGUUAUAUUUACGAACGACCAGCUCCCGAACCUUUGAAUUUAGAUUUAGACAUAAAGGAAAUAGAUCUUGAAGGUGAUACUUUUACUUCUAGUGUAAAUGUUUGCUCGGAAAUCAUUAGAUUUGUUAGUAGAUACAAAGAGAAUGAGCAGUACAUUAAAAAUGUUUUGGAUGGAGAUCUUUCUGCUUUCGAAAUUUACUUGACAAAUCACUUCAAAGAAUUUGACCAAGUUUGUCAUAAUUUCCUUAAAAAUUGUUUGGAAUCAAACAACUGUUAUUCAAAGAAUAUAACUCAAGCAAAUGAUCUACAGAGUUUAUUAAUGAAACUCUUGAAACUUUGUCAAGUUUCUAAAAAGAAGAACAUUAGUUUGCAGCAAAAAGUCACUAAUUAUGAAGCAACUUUGCAACAACAAACUAUACAAAUACAAGAAGGAUUAAUUGACAAAUUAAAGGAUCAAAGUGAGAAAACAAAUAAUGAAGAAGUCGACAAAAUGAUGAAGAUUAAUAAAAUCAACGGAAUUCUCGAAGCAAUUGAUAGUUUUGGUUUGGAUUUCAAUGAGAAUGAAGUAACAAAAUUAGAAACAUUAAAGCAAAAAGUUUCACAACAAGAAGAUGUUGAUAAUUUGUUAGAUGAAACUGAAACAUUAAUUAAAGAAAUCAAGCCUCUUUUCUUGAAGAAAGAAAAAAUAAACAUGGAAAAUGAAAUGACAAAAGUUACUGACUUGAAUCAAGUUCUUGAUCACAAGUAUAAAAAGUACAAACAUGGAUACAUGGAAGUAAUUAAUGAACUGAAACAAGUUAAAGUUAAAAACCAAAAUUUGGAGAAAAGAAUUUUGGCUUUGAAUGACAAAAUCAAAGAAGAACAAACUUCAACAGAGAAUUCGAUUUCAUUUUACAAGACACAGUUAAAUACUUUGAACAGAAUUUUCGAAAACUUAACAGAUGAAAAGAUCAAAGAAAACUUUUCUAAAACUCCAUCCGAAAUCACAGAAAUGAUUUUGAAACAAAUCAAUGACAUGAAAUCAUUGAUUAAUUUAAACAAGAUAGAAAACGAGAAUCUUAAGAAACUAAAUGAACAAAAAUCAGCACAAAAUUCUGAUUUCGAAGAAAUUCAACUCCUCAAAGAAAAAAUUCAAGUUUUGGAAGAAGAAAAUAAAAAUUUAACAAGUUUACAACAGAAAAGUGAUAGACAAGCAUUAUUCCAUGAACUUGAUCUAGACAAAAUGAGAAAAGAGAAUGAAUGUGAGCAAACAUUGUCACAGAACCAGAAGAAACAAAUUGACGAAAUUCUUUCUGAAAAUCAAAAUCUCAGAAACGAAAUUCUCGAAAAAGACAAAAAUUUACAGCAAUUAAAGUUCACUUUGAGACAAAAGGAUGAUCAAAUAGAUGAACUCAACAUAAGAAUUGUUUUAGGAGCUUAUCAUGAUACAAAAACAAGAAUAUCAGAAGGAAUUCAAACAACUUUAAGAAUUAUUUCAAGAAAAAGUGACAAAAAUAAAGUUGCAAAUUCGAAUCAAACCGAAAAUCCUCAAAAAGAUGUUAAAUUCGAAAAUGAACCAUAUUAUUACGAAGAUGUCGAAAUGGACAAUGGUCAAUUCCUCAGAAGUGGUGGAUUUUCAUCAGCUUCUUUCACAGAUUCAUCAGCAAUUUUCGACAGUGUUCAAAAAAGUGAAUCCGAGAAAAGUAACACUUCACCAUUACCAAUGUCAUCAAUUUUAGCAAAUUCCAAUGAUAAUGUAAAUGAUUCAAUGCCUAAAUUCCAUUUGAAUUUGAAAACAACGAAGAGUGACAGUCAAGAACUGUUACAUGAAGAUUCAGUUGAAUGGGUAAAUUGCGAAGAAGAAAAUCCAGAGAUUUAUGAUAAAUUCAGUGAAGAUUUGAUUGAUAAUUCCAAUGAGAAGAAUAAGGUAAAUGAUAUCACAAAUGAUAGUAUCCAAAUUAAUGUCCACAAACCAUUAAAUUGGAAGAUUUCCGACAAUGAAAAGAGGAAAUCAAUUUUAGAACAAAUUUCUGAUUCAAAUAAAAGUAAAAUUAAACGACCAAUGACUUCUCAUCUCCAGAAACCACGUAAGCCAUCAAUACAGCUUUCUAAAGGAGACCAAGACAAAUUAAUGAUAGGUGAAGUAAGUCCAGGUGUCCGACCACUUAAAGGAUACACAGGAAAAGUUACUCCUCCAACACAAUUCAAACAGAUCUUGAGAAUGAAAUCUACUCCUCAUCCUCAAAAUGAUUUGGAAGUUUCUCCAAUCAAAUCAGCAAGAAUUCCUAUUGAUAGUGAUAAAAAAGUCACUCCAACACCGAAAACAUCGAGAACUUCUUUAUCAGAGAAACCCAAAACAAACACUGCCAGAUCGAACUAUAAAAUGGACAAUGAAGUCGAGGUAGAAACAAUAAGAAUUACUAAUGUUCAAAUAGAAAAAGAGGAUGAAAAGAACAAAGAAAAGAAGCCACCAAUUGUUUCUUCUCCUUCUUUCCCUCAGUUCGAGAAAUUCGAGAAAGUUCCUUUGACUGUAAGAAGUGCACAAAACUAUAAUUACAACAGAGAAAAGGAAAUUAAUGAGUUCAAAGUUUUAAUACAAAAACUGAGAGAAACAAUAAGUAGCCAGAAAAAGACAAUCGAUCAAAAUGAACAACUUUUGAGUGAACUGAAAAAGAAACUCAACGAACAAUUAUCUAAAAACCAGAAGCUGCAAAUUGAAAUUGUAAAGAGUGAAGACAAAGCUAGAAGAAGUCAAAUCAGAUACGAUAAUUGCAGCCAAAGAUUAGAGAUAGCAAUGAACCAAAUUUCAUUGAAAGAAGAAGAAUUGCAAAACUUGAAGAGAGAGCUGAAUAAAUUGAAAUCAUUGACAGCUCCAACAAUUUCUGCUUUCGAUAGAAUGAGGAAUGCAAUCAAAGAACAGAACAAAUUGAAGAAAGAAAACGAGAUGAAUAAGAAGAUUGAAGAUAUGGUCAACAAAGAAAUGAAGAAUUCCAAUUCAAAUGAUGUUCAAAGUCAUUUGGCAACUUUGCUGCAAAACACUCAAAAAUCAGCACAAAGAAAUGAAGCAAAAUGCAGAAUGUGGAGAAACUAUGAGAAGAAACAGAUAACUGCAGCUUUAGCAGCUUUAUCUCUAAUUGAUAAUGGAGAUGUCGCUGAUAAAGUUACUCAAUUCGUUUUAUCAAACGAUAAUGCAAAAUUAUUCGACUUGUGGUCGAAAAGAAAUGCAAUUAAAGCAUUCGAAAAUGAACAACAACCUUAA